AUGGUCCGCGAUCCUGACAGCCCCGUUGUAGACCGUCUCCUCCAAGUUCUGACGCUGGAGGAGAAGGUCUCCCUUCUGGCAGGCCAGAAUAUGUGGGAGACCACAGCCAUUGAUCGCCUGGGAAUCCCGUCCUUGAAAAUGACUGACGGUCCAGCCGGACCCCGCGGCUCUAAAUGGAAUUAUGGCUCGCCGACGACUUUCAUCCCCUGCGGAAUCUCCCUAGCAGCGACCUGGGAUCCCGCGCUGGUAGAGAAAAUUGGCAGAGUGUUAGGCGAUGAAACCCGACGGAAAGGCUGCAGAACUCUCCUUGCCCCAACAAUGAACUUGUCGCGCUCGCCCCUCGGCGGCCGUAACUUCGAGGGUUAUGGAGAGGAUCCCUUCCUCGUCGGCACAAUUUCAACAGCUAUCAUUCGCGGUAUCCAAACUAGCGGAGUGGGCGCGUGUAUGAAACACUUUAUUCUCAACGACACCGAAACUCGGCGCUUCAACGUCGACCAGAAGAUCGAUGCACGAACCCUACGAGAAGUGUAUAUGAAGCCUUUCGCAAUGGCGUUGAAGGCGGAUCCUUGGACCGCAAUGGUCAGCUAUCCAUUGAUCAACGGAGUCCAUGCCGACGAAAGUCCUGCUAUCCUGCCACAGCUUCUACGUGAGGAGCUACAAUUCGAUCGCCUUGUAAUGAGCGAUUGGGGUGGAUGCAAUAGCACUGUGGAAAGUCUUAUUGCCACCACCGAUCUCGAGAUGCCCGGCCCCCCAGUCCGGCGUGGGGAGCGACUUCUAGCCGCGAUCCAUGAGGGCAGAAUCAACGAAGGCGCCCACGUUGACCCUAGCGCAAAGCGGGUGCUACAGCUUCUGGAAAAAGCAGGUCUACUACCUUCGUUAGCUGAAAUAGACGGGCAUCCUGUCCAGCAACACACCAGUCUCGAGCAACCUAAGAAUGACACCACAUUCCACCAAAUUGCCCGCCAGGCCGCUCAGGAGGGCCUUGUCCUCCUCAAGAACGAGAAGGUUCUUCCUCUCCAACCGUCGUCCUUGAAAAGCAUCGCAAUUAUCGGCCCGAAUGCGCGCAGGCCAACAGCCGGUGGCUCGGGAAGCGCCGCUGUCAAUCCGUUCUAUCUCACAACACCGGAGGAUUGUCUUAAGACAGCCAUUACUUCCAGCAAUCCUGAUACACAAAUCAGAUAUGAGCAAGGAUUGCCUUUCACGAUUCGUCCGCCCUUAUUAGGAGAUCUCCUUUCUGUUCCAGACUUCUCCCAGCAAGGCCUCCAAGUCGACUUCUUUGCAGGACACUCGUUCGACGGAUCUGUGGUAUCAAGCACCCUAUGGCCAAACUCACUUGUCUACAUGAUGAAUGAUGGCGAUGUGCCCCCAAGUCUGAAAGGAAAAAGAUACUCUUACCGCGCCACGGGAGUCAUCAAACCUCGGGUUUCCGGAAAUUACACACUCAGCCUGGCCAACACAGGCAAGGCCAAAGUCUUCUUUGGGGAUGAGCUUUUGAUCGACAAUACGGAGUGGACGGAAGUAGCUACCAGUAAUGGCUUCCUCGGAUGUUCAAGCCCGGAUAAAACAGCCGUCAUUGAACUAAAAGCUGGCUGUUCCUACAAACUAUCUGUGGAAAAUAUUGUUACUUUACCACCAGUUCAAAGUCUCGACAAUUCGCUCUUCCCUAACGUGUCAGGCCUCCGCCUGGGCCUUGCUCUUCAUGAAAACGAGGAGGACAUGUUCAACCGAGCCGUAGAGGCCGCAGGCAGCUCUGAUGUGGCCGUCGUCGUGGUCGGUCAUAACAAAGACUCUGAGGGAGAGGGAGGUGACCGAGCGAGCUUGGACUUGCCGGGCCGCACGAAUGAUCUCGUUAGUGCUAUCUGUGCUGCGAACUCAAAUACCGCCAUUGUCGUGCAGUCCGCUAGCGCAAUUAGCAUGCCAUGGGUUGAGCAGGCACGCGCUAUCGUGCUCGGGUGGUACCAGGGGCAAGAAAACGGCAAUGCUUUAGCGGAUGCACUACUCGGUAAAUGCAACUUCUCCGGCAAGACUCCUAUCACAUUUCCUCGCCAGCUAUCCGACCACGGAUCAAGCAAAUGGCAUCCCGCAGAGGCAGCACAGGACCGCUCCAUCAUUGGCGAGAAAGUCCUUAUCGGUUACAGAUCAUUUGAGGAGCGGGAGGUCGCUCCUUUAUGGCCCUUCGGAUUUGGGCUCUCAUACACAUCUUUCAGCUUAUCUGAAAUUCGUCUUGAGGGCCAGAUGACGACAUCUGCGGACUCCAUGAUUGUCGUCAAUGCUUGCUUAUCGAAUGACGGUGAGCAUGAUGGCCAUGAGGUGGUGCAAGUCUAUAUCUCGCCUUCGAGCCAGAUUCGAGCGAAGGGGCUGAGUAGUUACCCGAAGUCUCUUGCGGGCUUCAGUAAGACUUGGGUGCCAGCUGGAAAAACCCGUGAUGUGCAUAUCAAUGUUCGCAGUGAGGAACUGAGAUGGUAUGAUGAAGAAGUAGGCAACUGGAGGGUGGAUGCGGGUACCUACAGCUGCUUUGUUGGAACCAGCGUCGCUUGUAUUGAUAAGACACUGUCAUUUGAAGUAAUUUAG
Penicillium egyptiacum is the source of this 2571-nucleotide messenger RNA. Lineage: Eukaryota; Fungi; Ascomycota; Eurotiomycetes; Eurotiales; Aspergillaceae. The record is from the annotation of a GenBank genome assembly.